GUCACCCCACGCUGCGCGUAUUAAUGGCGUCCACUUGAAUAGGCAUUAUUCAAAGCAACAACAAAAAGGCACCUCAAAUCCACUCGACGGACUUGUGUGUGUCUCUAUGCUAGCAUCCUUCCCCAUCGCUGUCAUUCAAUGUAUUUUUACGACAGGGACAGCGUGACCCAACUUUACGAGCUCUCCACGCCGGAGCCUUACUGCCAAAUCGAUGCGCUGGACGCGGUCGACGGCUGUGUAACAUAAGCCAGUAAAACACAAUGGGAACAAGCAUCCCAUUGCGGGAAUCAUUUCUUUGUGUACUCACAGCUGCUUUUUGCACGGAGGCACUGAGUGACUCUGCUGGCCGGCCAGAGGGCGCCCCCGAGCCGCGCUCGCCGAGUGACGAUGCCGCCUACCACCACGAGAGAAGAGAACAAGCGGGGACGAAACGCUCGCCCCCGCUCUCCCUCACUUUCGCUCCUCGGUGGCGUCGCCCCGUCAAAGUGCUCGGAGCUCCGACGCCGCGGCGCAUGUGCCUUGUGGCCGACACGGCGAGCUGCCUGCGUGGGGCCCGGCCUCGACGAAACCGAGAAUGCUUCGGGACCACCGGCGGCACGUCGCGGGCUUGCUCCUGCUCUCCCUCGGUCACAUCAUCUUAGCUGCCGGCAGCUCAGAAGAAGCCUCACAGAGUCGGGAAGAAGAUGCGCACGGGAUCCCUGCCAGGCAACUCGCUCUUCAGGAGGUUGUGUUCGUCAUCCGGAGUCAGAGCAACUCCUUCCACGCCAGGCAGGCGGAGAAACGGCGAGAGGAUUUGCUCCAACAGGCGCACGCUCGAUCAGAGAAACCUCCAGUGGUUUUGCUCCUUCACAGUGUGUCCGACAACGAGGGAGACUGGAGCGUCCUUCCUCUGCUGCCUUAUUUGUCUGGCUCUUUCGGGAAGAAUUCCUCGUGGAUCGUGUUCCUGGAAGAGGAGACCGGCGUGAAGACGUCGAGGCUCGUCGAAGCGCUCGCAAAGUUUGACGAGAAUAAAGAAUGGUUCCUCGGGAAGCCGCUCCACGACGACGAGUCGACCAUCAUCCAUCACUACGCCUUUGCCGAAAACCCCUCCGUCUUUAAAUACCCAGACUUCUCUGCCGCGUGGGCCUUAAGCAUCCCCCUGGUGGUCCGGCUGGCCAACAAAGUCCGAGAGGAGCCGCUUAAAUCGGACUUCACCAUUGACCUGAAACACGAGGUGGCCUUGUACGUUUGGGACAACGGCAACGGUCCUCAUCUGACCGCCGUGCCCCAGCUGUGCACGGACCGCGAGGACUCCCCUCGGGCCGAGCUGUGCGCCACCACGCUGAGACCCGAGCCUGCCCCUUGUGGGGAGCCGGUAAAAAAGGACAAUGUCUUUGUUGCCGUGAAAACAUGCAAGAAGUUUCACAGCGAGAGAGUCCCCGUCAUCAAGAAGACGUGGGAGAGAGACGCAGUCUAUCUGGAAUACUACAGCGACCAUGCCGAUGCUUCGAUACCGACCGUUGAUUUGGGAGUGCCCAACACGGAGAGAGGACACUGCGGGAAAACAUUCGCCAUCCUCAACAGAUUCGUGAGCGGCGACGUCCCCGGCACCGAGUGGCUCCUCGUCGUGGACGACGACACGCUGAUCAGCCUCCCCCGACUGCGAUCCUUGCUGAGCUGCUACAGUGCCUGGGAAGCCGUGUAUCUGGGCGAGCGCUACGGCUACGGCCUCAGCCAGGGCGGCUACGGCUACAUCACGGGAGGCGGCGGCAUGGUGUUCAGCAGGGAGGCGGUGGCGCGACUCCUGCAAAGCGGCUGCAAAUGUUACAGCGACGACGCGCCGGACGACAUGGUGCUUGGAAUGUGCCUCAACGCUCUCGGCAUUCCCGCCACGCACAGUCCGCUUUUCCAUCAGGCCCGGCCGGAGGACUACGCGGCGGACUUGCUCGCCCACCAGGUGCCCAUUUCUUUCCACAAACACUGGAACGUCGACCCCGUGGUCGUUUUCGACAAAUGGCUGAAGGACGGCGACCGUAAAACCUCAGCUGGACUCGACAACGAUAAAAGCGCCAAGACGGAGCUGUGAAUUAACAACCUGUAUGGAUGAGCGUGUUCCAGAUGUUGUAACAGUGACGCUACGAUGCAGUGUGUGCGGGACCUGCUUGCAUGUUACGAAUAUUGAUAUAUGUAUAUGUAAUGAACACCUUACAAAUGACAUUCUCUCUGUAAUGUUCACAAAAUAGCACUCUGCUGUGCUGUAGAAUCUAUUUUGAAAUAAAAUGUGUGCAUUUUUAACAAUGUGCUUUUUAAUCCCA
This is a messenger RNA of Phyllopteryx taeniolatus (common seadragon), 2294 nucleotides long. It is a transcript of the gene b3glcta, whose product is annotated as beta 3-glucosyltransferase a. Gene Ontology annotation, molecular function: acetylglucosaminyltransferase activity. The coding region runs from base 575 to 2065 and encodes 496 amino acids. The record is from RefSeq and is a predicted model, not a curated record. Gene Ontology annotation, cellular component: membrane. The transcript has 17 exons. NCBI's taxonomy places the organism in Eukaryota, Metazoa, Chordata, Actinopteri, Syngnathiformes, Syngnathidae.